Messenger RNA from Marasmius oreades (fairy-ring Marasmius), 2745 nucleotides. RefSeq lists its product as uncharacterized. Bases 1 to 2745 code for a protein of 914 amino acids. Gene Ontology annotation, cellular component: cytoplasm. Gene Ontology annotation, biological process: cellular response to heat. The record is from RefSeq and is a predicted model, not a curated record. Lineage: Eukaryota; Fungi; Basidiomycota; Agaricomycetes; Agaricales; Marasmiaceae. Gene Ontology annotation, molecular function: ATP hydrolysis activity; ATP binding. The transcript has 10 exons.
AUGGAGCCAGAACGUGUGUUCUCUCCGGUUAGUCUUCCUUUUCUCAGAGAGCGUGUCUUUACCCCGCCUCCGCCUCCAACACCACCAAUACCGUUCAAAGAGAAGAUUCCCCCACCACCUGUCAAAACCCAACCUCAACAACAACAACAACAUCGAACCCCUCCUCAAUCAUCUACAUCCAAAACACGCCCACAGACUCCACGUUCCGCGCCCGCUGCGACAGCGGUGUACGAAAAGGAUAAGAGAAGAACCAGUACAAUGAUUGACCCUGAUAUGCCCAUGCCUCCCAAGGUACAUCAACAGGAAGCGGAAGAUGGGAGUGAUGGUUCAAACGAAAACCUCGGAGAUCUCGAUCCACCUGAGGAGAUGGAUAAGCAGGAAGAGAAGGGUGAAAAUGAGGUGCUGAGGAGGGGGUUGAGACCUCUCAGAUUGUCGAAUCUGCUUCUGUCGGAAAAUGCUAGCGUCGAGUCUCCUAUCCUGACUUCAUCUGGGGCGGUUUUUGGUUACUCUGAUCGUGCCGGCUCCCAUCUCUCAACUACUGCUGUCAAAUCAUAUUUAGAUUCUGCGACAUAUAACUUAUCUAAUCCUGCACAUAUCAACGCUACUUACGACGACAACAACGAACAGGCUAAUGUCAUCUCACGUCCCUCUAAUGGUCUAUCAUCCUAUAGGAACCAAACAUCUUCAUCUGUAUUACCAUCCGCACCUACAUUUGCAUCGUCGCCAACUGCUAUCUUGAACUCGGACCCUCAAUCUCUUUCGGUAUUUAAUGCUCCUGCGUCUUCGGCUUCAUCGCUAUCGUCUUCCUCUUCCCAACCAUCACAACCUCAGCAACUGUCCUCUAUGGCAUUCUCUCGCCCCAGACCUACCUCGAUCCUCCUCCCACCUUCCCGAUCGACUUCUCGUCCUACUUCAUUCUCGGCUGGACCUACUCAGAGACGUCAAUCCCGUAUCCACUACAUCCGACAUGUUGACCCUGACCCCAAUGUACCGAUACCGAAAACAGCACCGGUAUAUACAACAGAUCCCGCAUGGAAUAUGGCCUUCGUUCACUCCAGAGGAUCUUUAUCUCCGGUUCCCAAGCCAAACUUGGAGCGAGACUCGAACUCUUCCGCUGGGAGGCGGUUUGAUGAGCAAAAAGCGGCUGUGGGCGGGUCUGAGUUUUCGGGGAAACAACAAGAAGAGUCGGGCUCCGGUUCGACGUCCUCCAGAAUCCCAUAUACUCAACGAUCCCAUCUCCGUCACACCUGGGGAGAGGACAUGGACGUUCGACACCAUACAUUGCCGCCGCCACCACCACCUAUCCGCAUCCCAACGCCGUCACAACACUCCCAGUCCCAGCGAUCGUCUCUGUCCCAGUCUGUUAGCGCAGAGUCUCCGGCGUUGUUAUUCGCUAUUGCAAGUGAUGAUCCUGCAGAGAUAGAGAAAGUUUUGGAGGAGGCAGAGGCUUCAGCCGCUUCGUCUUUACAUUCCACUUCCAAUACUAAUGCGAACGGCAACACUCCAAACGCCGAACCACCUCUUACCUCUUCAACAAUCACCCCAAAUCCAGUUCAUACCAAUGACACCGUCGGUCCACAAUCUCGGUCGGCUUUAGAAUUCGUGUUGACGAAUGAUGGGUUACGAAACAAGUUGGAUAUUGUUAAAGUUUUGCUUGGGUAUGGAGCUGAUCCUCUUAAGGCUGGUUUUGGAGGUUCUUCAGAGGCAGGGAAUACAAAUACGAAUGAAACGGCUGAUUCAGAUUCGAUGAUGAAGAAAGUCAAGUCAAAGAUUGAUGAUUUAGAUGAGGCUACAAGAUACUACCUGUCCCGAGCAACGUCCACGAUGGCCCGUAAAACCGCUGCACUCUUAAAGCGUUCUACAUUCCGGCCUUUACAACGAAUGAGGUACGGCAUUGUAGGGCAAGAUCGAGCGCUGGAACAGCUGUUCCGUGUUUUAAGUAUGCAUCCGCAUUCGGGAGCGAAGAUGGGUCGACAGCAGCAGCCGGUGGUCGUUUUUCUUUGUGGCCCCAGUGGACAUGGAAAGAGUUUGUUGGCACAUCAAUUCGGUUCCCUGUUGGACGUUCCCAUUCAUACCGUGGACAUGACCACACUACGAUCGGCGGACGAGCUAUGGAAGUCCUAUUCAAUCAGUUCUAGUGAGGACACCGUUCCAUGCACCUUAGUCGAGUUCCUCGCGAAUAAUGAGGGUAAGCGAUGCGUUGUUGUGCUUGAUGAAAUCGAGAAAACGGAGGACGCAAGAGCUCUCUGGUCCCUACUUGUUCCGUGGGAGCUGGGACGCUGCACCUUUGAAGCCAACUCUCGGACGAUCGACGUCCGAAAUGUGAUUUGGGUCGGUACCUCCAACAUCGGGCAAGACAUCAUCUUCUCAUUUCACGAAUCCCGUUCUCGAUCGAACGACAUCUACACUCGUGAGGAAUACGUGGAACUCAUGGGUAUCCUCCGACCUCGCGUUUCUGAUCAACUUGGUGCCUCCAUAUUAUCAAGAGUUUCGGCUAUUCUACCCUUCGUACCCUUCACGGAACACGAACGUCGAGUUAUCGCUGCUGAAUUUGUGAUACAAAGUGUAAAUGAGUCGGAGUUGGUGAAGGAGUUGGUGUUCAGUCAGAACGAUAAGGAGAUGGAGAGGAGGUGGAGGGAAAAGAUUAUUCAGGGGGCGAUGGAUGAUUUUAUUUUAUCAGAGGGAGCUAGGUCGUUGUAUAGAGCGGUGUCGAGUCAUUUGGUGGAUUCUCUAGAUGAGUUGUAG